AUGUCUAAGAGACCAUCUCUAAGUUCUCAUAGCAGAUCAUUCUCUGCUAACAGAUCUAAUGAGAGUACUAUAAGUAGAGCUACUGGUCGACAGGGUCAGGUAUAUCCAGUGAUAAAACAAAGAGGAUAUUAUUCUGAUAUUAUCAGUAGUGAUGAUCCACCAGAAAAUCUACAGAAUAUUCUAAGUGGACCUGAAACUCUACAGAAUACAUUAUGGAAUGUUUCCACAGAGAAACACACACCCUUAGUAAAUUCAUUUAAAGCCCCAACCGUAGAAGAUGCACAGAAAGAAUUAGAUGAACAUGUUUAUGGUCCUACUACAGAACUCAAGACUAUUACUGAUUUUUCCUUGCAUUCAUCUGAACCUAAAGUUCAGCUUCCAUUCUACACUAAACCUGGAGAUUGCCCUCGUAAAAUUGAAAUUGAAAGGAGAAGACGCCAUUAUGCUCAAUUAGACCUAGAUGAUUUACUAGGUGAAUUCAACAUUAAAACUGAAUUAUUGAUGCCUAAGAAGAUUGUCAAUAAUAAUGUAAUUUUAAACGAAGAUCUUGAAAAUCCUGCACCAUUCCCACCGUAUUUACCUCUACAUAUUUUUGAUGAUGAAGAAUAUGACUGUCGUACACCUGAAGAAUGGAUUAAACUGGGUCAGACCAAUGGAACUCGUAAACCAGUUCCUGGAAAGGCUUUAUUGCCAUCAGAAGAUUCUGAUGCUGAGAAAGAUCCAACAGAUCCUGAUAUUGUUUAUGAUUGGUUUCAAGUUGGUGUUCUAGAUUAUCAUGAGAAGAGUAAACAAUACCUGGUACAGAAACUAGAUCAAGAUGGACGUGUUAUUGUUGAGAGUGAUGAAAACGGAGAAAUGGUGCCCAGCCCAAGUCAAUAUUGGAUACCUAGAAUAAGAAUGAUGUUCACUGCUGAAGACCCAAGAUUAUUUGCUAGACGUGUAGCUAAUGCAUUUGAAUUGAGAAGAAUGUGUGAAUCUGAAUUAAGAUAUAAUCUGUAUAUUGAUUGUAUGCCUAUGGAUGGUGUUGGUGAAUUAGAUCAAGCAUCUUUAAAGAGAAUGAUAGAAUGGGCAAAAGGUUCACCUGGCUUAUCUAAGGACAAAAAUAUUGAAGAUUAUAUCCAGAUCCUAGAAAAAGAAGUAAAUAUAGAUUUCUGUAGAUCUAUGAAUAGAAUUAUAUUUGAACAAACCAUUGAACAAGAUCCAGAUACAUUUGCUUUUGUUCGUGUACCUGAUCCUGUACCAGCAGAUAUUCCUCUGAAAGCAUGUUGUAUGGAUGUUCCAGUCUAUACCUUUGAUGAACAAUAUGAUAGUUUUGCUUUUAAUUCAAUAUUAACUAGAGAAGAGAGUAUACAAGCUACAGAAAGAGUUAGAACUGAUUGUAAUAAGGUAGCAGGAAUGUCUCUGUUUCAUAUACCUACUGCUAAAGCUAUGAGACUGGAAGAAUUUGAACAGACUCAAUCUCAGGCUACAUCACAGGUUUCACUAUUUUUAAAAGAUAGUUGGAUUACCAAUUUGAGAAACCAUAUCAGAACAGCUCUACGUGAUGUAGUUAAAGGCUGGUUUAACAUCCAUGAAACUAACUGGGAAGUUUAUCAAAUAUCUAAACUCAAGAAAUUUAUGGAGAUGGUCAAAUUUAUUAUGCAAGAUACUCUGAGAUUCUUAGUUCAAGACUCAGUUCAAAACUUCACCCAAAUGGUGGUUGAUGCCUGUCAUUCUACACUGGAGCUAAGUGAGGAAUUUGUCUGGGGAAAUGAAGUAAUGAAAAGCAACUAUAGACCGAAGAGAAAUGCCUUGUUUUUAGUUGAUUUAACAAUGGAUCCUGAAGGCGUUCAUUACAGUACCAAUCUCAAUUCAUUUGAAUCAACAUUAGUAGGUUUAUUUGAUAAGGGUAUUUUAUCAACACAGAAUGUACCUCAACUAGAAAAGUAUAUAUUAGAAGAUAUAUUCUGGUCUGGUACACCAUUAUUAGAGUCAGUAGGAGAACAUGAACCACCUAUAGAAGAUUUAAGACAUACUGUAAGAUUAGCUAUUAAACAAGCUUUGAUACCAAUGAAAGCAUAUGCUAGAGAAUAUGAUAAAUAUCUAGAAUUGUUCAACAUGGAUAUACCACAAUAUAUCAAGACGUAUGAAGCUCAGAACCACUCAGCAGCUGAAGUUAAGAGUGAAGUUGAGAUGCAUCUAGCUGAGAAAGAAGUAAUAGAACAAACACUACCCAGUCGUAUUACUAUUGGACCAUUUGAAAUUAAUACAGAUACUAUCAGACAAGCAUUAGCUAAGAAACGUAAAGCUCUAGGUAAUGCUGUUCUAGAGUUAUUGGCUAGACAACUUCGUAAACAAGCUGAUGAUGCUUGUGAAGAAUUUAAGUCUAUCAGUAGGAAACUGUAUGAGAAACCUAAUUGUAUAGAAGAAUUAUCAGAGAUCAGAGAAUGGAUGAAAGAUAUUCCAGAAAAACUUAAAGAUCAUCAAGAAUUAAUUGAUAAAGCUAUGAGUGAUUAUGAAUUGAUUGAAGAAUUCUAUUAUAAUUUACCUACUGAUGACUUCAAUGCUAAGUGGACAACAAUAGGAUGGCCACAUAAAAUAGAGAAUCAAAUGCAGCAGACUCUGAUACAGUUGGAGGCUGAUGAAGAAAGAUUCCGUAAAUUACAAAGUUCUGAUCAAACUAACUUUGAAGAUAGAAUGGACAAUCUUCAGAUGGUUGUAGCUGGUAUGGCUGCUUACACUGAUGUAUCAAAGGCACAAGAAGUUGCCAAUGAAGUCAGACGAGUUCAUAAACAACUGAAGGAGGCCCAGGGUCUAGCAUCUACUUACAAUAAUAGAGAGAGAUUGUUUGGAAUGCCUACUACUAAUUAUGAUAAACUGUCAAGACUUGCGAAGGAUUUCGAGCCUUUCCGAAAUCUUUGGCUUACUGUUGCUGAUUGGCAAAAAUGGCAUGAAAGCUGGAUGAAUGAUCCAUUGACUGCCAUUAAUGCUGAAGAAGUAGAGAAGAAUGUAAAUGAAGCUUAUAAAACAGUUCAUAAAUCAGUCAAGAUAUUUCAAGAUAUUCCAAGUGUACAGUUGGUACCAACAGAGAUUAAACAAGCUAUAGAAGAAUUUAAACCAUUUAUACCAUUGAUACAAGGUUUACGUAAUCCUGGUAUGAGAAAUAGACAUUGGGAACAGUUAUCUGAUGAUCUAGGAUUCCCUGUACGACCUAAAGCUAAUCUGACCUUCUCAAAAUGUCUAGAGAUGAAACUACAGGACCAUAUUACAGUUAUAGCUAAAGUAGCAGAAGUGGCUGGGAAGGAAUACUCCAUUGAAAAUGCCUUGGAUAAAAUGGAGAAAGAAUGGGAACCAGUUUCAUUUGAAAUCAUGCCAUAUAAAGAUACUGGUACUUAUAUUUUACGAAGUUCAGAAGAUACGUCUCAAUUAUUAGAUGAUCAUAUUGUAAUGACUCAGUCCAUGUCAUUCUCACCCUAUAAAAAACCAUUUGAAGAGAGAAUAAGUAGUUGGGAGAGUAAACUUAGAACAACUCAGGAUGUAUUAGAUGAAUGGUUACAAUGUCAGAGAGCCUGGUUAUAUCUAGAACCUAUCUUUAGUUCUGAAGAUAUUAACAGACAAUUACCUGUAGAAAGUAAAAGAUAUCAAACCAUGGAGAGAAUCUGGAGAAAGAUCAUGAAGACAGCUAAAGAGAAUCCUCAGGUGAUAUCUCUAUGUCCUGACAACAGACUACUAGAUAACCUGCGAGAAUGUAACAAACUGUUAGAACAAGUACAGAAAGGUCUUAGUGAAUACCUGGAGACCAAACGUAACUCCUUCCCACGAUUCUACUUCCUGUCUGAUGAUGAAUUAUUGGAGAUAUUGUCCCAGACUAAAGAUCCUACAGCUGUUCAACCUCAUCUUAAGAAAUGUUUUGAAAAUAUUGCUAAGUUGAAAUUUGAAGAUGAUCUGAAGAUUACUAAGAUGUAUUCUGGUGAAGGAGAGGAUGUUGAUUUCCGUCAGACUAUGUAUCCUACUGGUAACGUUGAGGACUGGAUGUUAGAGAUUGAACGUGUUAUGAGAGAGAGUUUACGUCUGAUUAUAAAAGAGGCAUUGGUAAACUAUAAAGAGAUACCAAGAACAGAAUGGGUAUUAAAUUGGCCAGGUCAAGUUGUAAUUGCUGGUUGUCAGACUCAUUGGAGUGCUGAAGUAACAGAAGCUCUAGAGAAAGGUGUAUUAAAGGAGUUAUUUACUGUAUUACUAUCUCAACUUGAUGAUUUAAGAGAGCUUGUAAGACAAGAUAUUAGUCGUAUUGGUAGAAUGACAUUAUCAGCUUUGAUUGUAAUAGAAGUCCAUGCUAGAGAUGUUAUAGCUAAGAUGGUAGCUGAAAAUGUUAGUGGAGCGAAUGAUUUUGAGUGGAUUAGUCAAUUGAGAUAUUAUUGGUUAGAAGAUGAGAAUCUAUACACAAGAGCUGUAAACGCCCAGUUUAUGUAUGGUUAUGAAUAUCUUGGUAACACAAGUAGAUUGGUUAUAACACCAUUAACUGAUAGGUGUUAUUUAACACUCACUGGUGCUCUACAUCUCAAGUUUGGAGGAGCCCCAGCUGGACCUGCUGGUACUGGUAAAACAGAGACUACUAAGGAUUUAGCUAAAGCUAUGGCUAUCCAGUGUGUUGUAUUUAACUGUUCCGAUCAGCUUGAUUUUAUGGCCAUGGGAAAAUUCUUGAAAGGUUUGGCAAGUUCUGGAGCUUGGGCUUGUUUUGAUGAAUUUAAUCGUAUUGACAUUGAAGUAUUAUCAGUCGUAGCCCAACAAAUUACAACUAUACAAAAAGCCCAACAACAGAGGGUUGAUAGAUUUAUAUUUGAAGGUGUAGAAUUAAAUCUAAAAGCAUCUUGUGCUGUAUUUAUUACUAUGAACCCAGGUUAUGCUGGUCGUACAGAACUUCCUGAUAAUCUUAAGGCAUUGUUCCGUCCAGUAGCUAUGAUGGUACCAGAUUAUGCUCUGAUUGCUGAAAUCAGUUUAUUCUCUUUUGGAUUCUCUGAUGCCAAGAAAUUGGCUAAAAAGAUUGUGACAACAUUUAAAUUAUCAUCAGAACAGUUGAGUUCUCAGGAUCAUUAUGAUUUUGGUAUGAGAGCUGUAAAAUCAGUUAUAUCUGCUGCUGGUAACUUAAAGAGACAGUAUGCUGAUAUGAAUGAGGAAUUGAUAGCUCUACGUGCUAUUAGAGAUGUAAAUGUACCCAAGUUUUUGAUUGAUGAUUUGAAAUUAUUCAAUGGUAUUGUGUCUGAUCUCUUCCCUUCUAUAAAAGAAGAAGCUAUAGAUUAUGGAGCAUUAGAUACCUCACUACGUAAAACAUGUACUAAACUUGGUAUACAAGAUGUACCUGGAUUUAUUAAGAAAUGUAUUCAGUUAUAUGAAACAACUGUUGUAAGACAUGGUCUUAUGUUGGUAGGACCUACAGCCUCUGGUAAAACUAAGUGUUACGAAGUUCUGCAACAUGCCAUGUCAGCUUUGAAAGGUCAGAUGUCACCAGCUGGUGUAGUAUUUGAAAUGGUACAUUCGUAUGUAUUGAACCCAAAAUCUAUCACCAUGGGUCAGUUAUAUGGUGAAUUUGAUCCCUUAACCCAUGAAUGGACUGAUGGUAUAUUAUCAACUCUGAUACGAGGUGGUUGUUCUGCUACUGAUGAAGAUAAAAGAUGGUAUGUUUUUGAUGGACCAGUAGAUGCUGUAUGGAUUGAGAAUAUGAAUACAGUAUUAGACGACAAUAAAAAACUCUGUCUUAGUUCUGGUGAAAUUAUCAAAUUGACUGACCAUAUGACAAUGAUGUUUGAAGUGGCAGAUUUGGCUGUUGCUUCCCCAGCGACUGUUAGUAGAUGUGGUAUGGUUUAUUUGGAACCAAGUUAUAUUGGUUUAGAACCGUUUGUGGAUUGUUGGCUACGAAAACUACCCGAUAAUUUAUACCAGUAUAAAGAUCAACUUAAAGCGUUGUUUGAUACUUAUUUGGAGCCUUCUAUAGAAUUUGUGAGAGAAAACGUAAAAGAAAUAGUAGGAACAGUGGAUGCUAAUUUAACGUUUAGUUUAUUAAAAAUGGUGGAAUGUUUCUUUACUCCAUUUAUACCCAAAGAGGUAGAAAAACAAAUACCAGAAGAAAAACUAGAAAGAAUAUCUGAGGUUAUUGAACCUUGGUUUUUCUUCUCACUUGUAUGGAGUAUUGGGGCAACAGGAGAUAACUCUAGCAGAUCUAAGUUCUCUGUUUGGUUACGUAAAAAAAUGGCUGAAAAUGAGGUGAAAUUAUCUUUCCCUGAAGAAGGAUUAGUGUAUGAUUAUAUGUUAGAUGAUGCUGGUAUUAGUGAUAUAUCAGGUGAUGAGGAAGAUGAUGAAGCCAAAAAUAAACAGGUGCAAUGGAGAAGUUGGUUCUAUCAACAGCCAGAGUUUUCUAUCAGUCCUGAAAUGAAAUAUUCUGAUAUUAUAGUACCUACUAUUGAUACUAUUAGAAAUGCUUAUGUACUGGAGUUACUGCUUAGCAAUAAGAAAACAGUUUUAAGUAUUGGUCCCACUGGUACUGGUAAAACAUUGACUAUAUCAGAUAAAUUAUCCAGAAACAUGCCUAAAGAAUAUAUUCCUGAUUUAAUUGUCUUCUCUGCUAAAACUAGCGCUAAUCAAACACAAGAUCUUAUUGAUGGUAAACUUGAUAAAAGACGUAAAGGAGUGUUUGGUCCACCAUUAGGAAAAUAUUUUAUAUUCUUUAUUGAUGAUUUGAAUAUGCCAGCUCUGGAAGUUUAUGGUGCCCAGCCACCUAUAGAAUUGAUAAGACAGUGGGCUGAUUUUAAAGGAUGGUAUGAUAGAAAAGCUAUUGGUGAAUUCCGUCAGUUGGUUGAUGUGAAUUUUGUAUGUUCUAUGGGGCCACCUGGUGGAGGAAGAAAUCCAGUUACAGCUCGAUUACUGCGUCACUUUAAUUUCCUGACAUUUACUGAGAUGGAAGACUCUAGUAAAAAGACUAUAUUUGGGGCCAUUCUCAAAUCCUGGAUUGGUCAGAACAGUAAUAUAAGAGAAUAUUGUGAUAAGAUGGUAACAACUUGUAUAUCAGUAUAUAAUACUAUAACAACACAACUAUUACCAACACCAGCUAAAUCACAUUAUACCUUUAAUCUACGUGAUUUAUCUAAAGUAUUCCAAGGCAUUCUGAUGGCAGAUCCCAAUAAAACAGAGGCAUUACCUGACUUGUUAAGAUUAUGGUAUCAUGAAAAUUGUCGUAUUUUCCAAGAUCGUUUAGUAAAUGAUGAAGAUAGAGUAUGGUUUGAUAAUUUAUUGAAAGAGAAGAUGAAGAGUGAUUUUGAUGUAAAUUAUGAAGAAGUAGUUACACAGGAACCUGUUCUUUAUGGUGACUUUAUGGUGACUUCAUCAGAUCUUAGACCUUACUUGGAAAUUCAUGACCAUGAAAAGCUAGUAAAAGUAUUAGAUGAUUAUCUUGAAGAUUAUAAUCAGAUUAAUACAGCUCAGAUGAAACUAGUAUUAUUUAUGGAUGCUGUAAAACAUAUCUGUCGUAUCAGUCGAGUUAUUAGACAACCAUUAGGUAAUGCUCUACUGUUAGGUAUGGGAGGUAGUGGAAGACAGAGUUUAACCAGAUUAGCUGCUCACAUGUCUGAGUUUGAUUGUUUCCAAAUUGAAUUAUCGAAGAACUAUGGUGUAGCAGAAUGGAGAGAAGAUCUGAAGAAUGUUAUGAUGAAAGCUGGUUUAGAAAGUAAACCAAUGGUCUUCUUAUUCAGUGACACACAGAUAAAAGAUGAUUCUUUCCUAGAAGAUAUCAAUAAUAUAUUGAACUCUGGUGAUGUACCAAAUAUAUAUGGGUUUGAUGAGUUAGAUCAGAUAUAUACUGCUAUGAAACCUAUUGUCCAGGAUGCUGGUUUACAAGCUACAAAAACUAAUUUAUUCUCAGCUUACACCAAACGUGUAAAGAGUAACCUACAUACUGUUAUCACUAUGAGUCCCAUUGGAGAAGUUUUCCGAGCCAGAUUAAGACAGUUUCCAGCCUUAGUAAACUGCUGUACUAUAGAUUGGUUUAGCGAAUGGCCUGCUGAUGCUUUACAAUCUGUAGCUAUGCGAUUCCUCAAUGAUAUCACUGACUUAGAUGCUUCAGAUGAAGUUUUGAAUGGUUUGGUCAGCAUGUGUCAAGCUGUUCAUAUGUCAGUAGCCAAAAAUUCUGAUAAAUUUUUGGCUGAAUUAUCACGUCAUAACUAUGUGACCCCAACAAGUUAUUUAGAAUUGUUAGGAAUAUUCUCUAAGCUUGUUGGAAUGAAGAAAUCUGAGUUGAAGAUGGCUAGAAACAGACUUAAGACUGGUCUCGACAAGUUGCUAACAACAGCUGAUGAAGUAGCUAAAUUACAAGAAGAAUUAGCUACUAUGAGACCUCUAUUGGAGGAGGCUGUUAAAGAAUCUGUUAGUACUAUGGAGAAAAUAUCGGUUGAUACUGCUGUAGCAGAGGAAACAAAAGCUAUAGUUCAGAAAGAAGAGCAAGCUGCUACUAUCAAAGCAACAGAGACAAAAACUAUAGCUGAUGAUGCACAGAAAGAUCUAAAUGAGGCUUUACCUGCUCUUGAUGCUGCUUUGACAAGUUUGAAAUCACUGAAUAAGAAUGAUAUUGUAGAAGUAAGAGCUCUACAGAGACCACCAGAGGGUGUAAGGUUGGUCAUUGAAGCUGCUUGUAUUAUGAAGGGAAUCAAACCCAAGAAAAUUGCAGGAGAAAAGCCUGGACAAAAGAUAGAUGAUUACUGGGAUGUAGGUAAAGCAGCCAUUCAAGAUCCUAUCAAAUUCUUAGAAUCCCUGUUUAAAUAUGAUAAAGAUAAUAUACCAGAUGAUGUUAUAAAGAGGAUUCAACCUUAUAUUGAUGAUGAAUCCUUUACUCCAGAAAAUAUUGCUAAGGUAUCUAAGGCUUGUACAUCUAUCUGUCAAUGGGUAAGAGCUAUGCACAAGUAUCAUUUCAUAGCUAAAGGUGUAGCACCCAAACGUGAGAAAUUGAGAAUAGCUACUGCUGAUUUAGAAGAAACACAAAGAAUGUUGGAUGAAGCUAAAGGAAGAUUACAAGAAGUAGAAGAAGGUAUAGCUACAUUACAAGCUAAAUAUGAAGAUUGUGUAAGGAAGAAGGAAGAAUUAGAAAAUAAAUGUGAACAAUGUGAAGCAAGAUUAGGAAGAGCAGAUCAGUUGAUUGGUGGUUUAGCUGAUGAGAAGACCAGAUGGAAAGUAUCAGUAGAUAGUUUGGAGAAGAUUGUUGAUAAUAUUGUUGGUGAUGUUCUCAUAUCAUCAGCUUAUAUCGCUUACCUUGGUCCAUUUACUGGUGAAUAUCGUUUGAAUAUGUUAGGUGAAUGGAUAAAGUUAUUAGAUGAAUAUAAAGUUCCAAGAACAGAGGAUCCCAAUCUAACUAGUACUAUGAGUGAUCCUGUUAAAAUCCGUAGUUGGCAGAUAGCUGGUCUACCUAAAGAUGCUCUAUCAGUAGAAAAUGGUGUUAUAAUCCAAUUCUCCAGAAGAUGGCCACUCUUUAUUGAUCCUCAAGGCCAGGCCAAUAAAUGGGUUAAAAAUAUGGAAAAAGACAAUGGUAUAGAUGUUAUUAAGUUGUCUGAUCGGGAUUUCUUAAGAAGUUUAGAAAAUGCUGUAAGAUUUGGUAAACCCUGUUUAUUGGAGAAUAUUGGAGUAGAAUUAGAUCCAGCUUUAGAACCUAUUUUACUCAGACAGACGUUUAAACAACAAGGUAGUACUGUGAUUAAAUUAGGAGAUGCUAUUAUACCAUAUCAUGAUGAUUUUAAAUUCUAUAUAACAACUAAAUUACCUAAUCCACAUUAUACACCAGAAGUAUCAACUAAAGUUACUAUUGUUAACUUUACUCUUUCACCAAGUGGUCUAGAAGAUCAGCUAUUGGGAACAGUUGUAGCUGAAGAAAGACCUGAUUUGGAAGAAGCUAAAAAUCAACUGAUUAUUAGUAAUGCCAAGAUGAAGCAGGAAUUAAAAGAAAUAGAGGAUCGUAUCCUGCAGCGUCUUAGCAGUUCUGAAGGCAGCCCUGUUGAUGAUGUUGAUUUGAUUCAAACAUUGGCUGCUUCAAAAGUAAAAUCUCAAGAAAUCCAGGCUAAAGUGAUAGCAGCUGAGAAGACAGAGAAAGAUAUAGAUCAGACACGUAGUCAGUAUAUACCAGUAGCUGUUAACACACAGAUCUUAUUUUUCUGUGUAGCUGAUAUGGCUAAUACAGAUCCUAUGUAUCAAUAUUCACUAGAAUGGUUUAUCAAUAUCUAUCUAAAUGGUAUUGCCAAUGCUGAACGUGCAGAUAAUAUUGCCCAGAGAAUUGAAAAUAUCAACAACUUUUUCACAUUCAGUUUGUACAGUAAUGUGUGUAGAAGUUUAUUUGAGAAACAUAAGUUGUUGUUUGCCUUCCUACUUAGUGUCAGAAUUAGAAUGCAUAAAGGUCUUAUUGAUAUGGAUGAAUGGAGAUAUCUGAUAGCUGGUGGUACUAUUAAACCAAAAGAUAUUGACAAUCCUUUUCCUGAAUGGUUAACUGAUAGAUCAUGGAAUGAUUUCCUUACGCUAGCAUCUCUACCUAAAUUUUCAAACUUUGCUGAGGAUUUUAAGAAUCAUGAAGAUGGAUUGAAGAAAAUAUUUGACAGCGCUGAACCUCAUAGAGAAGAGUUACCAGGAAAGUGGAAUACAGAAUUAGAUGAUUUCCAGAAGAUGAUAGUAUUAAAAUGUUUACGUCCUGAUAAAGUUACCAAUGCUAUGCAAGAUUUUGUUGCUAAAUAUCUUGGUCAAAGAUUUAUUGAACCACAGACUGCUGAUUUACAUUUAGUAUAUAAAGACUCCUCUCCCACCACACCUCUUAUCUUCGUAUUAUCACAAGGUACAGAUCCUGCUGCUGAUCUCUAUAAAUUUGCAGAAGAAAUGAGAUUUGCCAAGAAAUUAAGUGCCAUUUCUCUAGGUCAGGGACAGGGUCCAAGAGCUGAAGCAUUAAUGAGAAGUGCGAUGGAGAGAGGUAAAUGGGUCUUUUUCCAGAAUUGUCACUUGUCACCAAGUUGGAUGCCUUCAUUAGAAAGAUUGAUUGAACAGAUAGACCCUGACAAGGUUCAUCGUGAUUUCCGACUAUGGCUAACCAGUAUGCCAAGUGAUAAGUUUCCUGUAUUUAUUCUACAAAAUGGAUCCAAGAUGACAGUAGAACCACCAAAAGGAAUUAAAGCCAAUUUACUCAAAUCCUAUUCUGGUUUUAGUGAUGAUUUCUUGAAUUCUUGUGGUGAUAAGACUCCGGAAUUUAAACAUCUCCUACUAUCUCUAUGUUUAUUUCAUGGUGUAGGUCUAGAAAGAAGAAAGUUUGGAGCUCUAGGAUUUAAUAUACCCUAUGAAUUUACUGAUGGAGAUUUAAGAAUCUGUGUCAGUCAGUUGAAAAUGUUCUUAGAGGAGUAUGAUGAAAUUGCCUACAAGGUAUUGAUCUAUACAGCUGGACAUAUUAACUAUGGUGGUCGUGUCACUGAUGAUUGGGAUAGAAGAUGUCUGAUGAAUAUAUUACAUGAUUUCUAUGUACCUGAUGUAUUAAAUGAAGAUCAUGUAUAUUCUCCAUCCAGUAUAUACAGACAAAUCAGUCCUUCAAUGGACCUCAAUGGUUACCUAGCCUAUAUUAAGAGCUUACCUAUCAAUGAUACCCCUGAAAUAUUUGGUUUACAUGAAAAUGCCAAUAUUACAUUUGCUCAGAAUGAAACAGUAUUUAACUUGACUAAUUUAUUGAUGUUACAACCAAAAACAGCUGCUGGUGGUGGCAAGUCUAGGGAAGAGGUAAUGGAAGAAGCAGCUAAAGGUAUUCUAGAACAAGUACCCAGUCCUAUAGAUAUUAAACAUGUAAUGAAGAAAUAUCCUGUAUUAUAUGAACAAUCUAUGAAUACUGUUCUUACUCAGGAAGUUAUAAGAUAUAAUCGAUUAUUGAACACCAUACAUCAGAGUUUACAUGAUUUAUUAAAAGCAUUAAAAGGUUUAGUUGUUAUGUCACAAGGACUAGAGAAGAUGGCCAACAGUUUGUAUAAUAAUGCUGUUCCUGAUAUGUGGGCUGGAAAGGCCUACCCAUCUUUAAAACCUCUUGCCUCGUGGGUGAUAGAUUUGGUUGCCAGAGUGAAGUUUAUACAUGAUUGGAUAGAUAAUGGUAUUCCAACAGUUUUUUGGAUAUCUGGAUUCUUCUUUCCUCAAGCUUUCUUAACUGGCACUCUACAGAACUUUGCUAGAAAAAUGAAAAUUUCCAUUGAUACAAUCUCCUUUGACUUUAAGGUAAUGAAAGAUGAAAGUGAAGAAUUAAAGAAGGAACCAGAGUUAGGUUGCUAUAUAAAUGGGUUGUUUGUGGAAGGAGCUAGAUGGGACCAUGAUGCUGGUUUGUUGGCAGAAUCUAGACCUAAAGAAUUGUAUACGGAUAUGCCUGCUUUAUGGUUGAUACCUACUGCUAAUAGAAAACCACCAACAUCAGGUUUCUAUGAAUGUCCUGUAUACAAAACAUUGACUAGAGCUGGUACCUUGUCAACAACUGGUCAUUCUACUAAUUUUGUAUUUGCUGUAGAAGUACCCACAGAUUUAGAACAGAAACACUGGAUUAAACGUGGUGUAGCUAUGUUGUGUGCUCUGAAUUAUUAGUUUAUUUUGUCAUGUAUUUAUAAUUAUUUUAUUGUGUAUCAGUAAUUUGUGAAUAUGAAAUUCUGUUUUUCUUACUUAUUGAAAUCUGAACUUAUUGAAUAACUGAUAGACAUUACUUACUAGUGUCUACAGUCUUUAAGUAUAAAUUGCAUCUAUUGAAUAUCUUACUUCUCAGCAUUAUAAACUUCAAGUGAACAUUCCUCAUUAUGUUGUUCUUCAACAUUGAUAUAUUGUACAGAUUUUUUAUUUGAUAACUGAAAGACAAGUUAUUCUUAAAUUUUGAAAUCUAGGUUAUUUCUUAAAAAAGUGAGAGAUUUUUGUAAUGACCAAAGUUGCCAAGUACCAUCAUUAUUAAUCCAAAGAAUCUGCUUGAAAAUCACCUUCCAUCCAAAAUACUGUGAUAUUUAUAUCAGCAUUACAAUUAUUACUUUACUUUCUUUUACCUAUAUUCAAAUCAAUUAUUUGAUUUAUUUAUAUUAUUAUUUAUAGAAUUGUUAUUUAUUUAUUAGUUUGAUCUGUGAUAUAAAAAUUAAAGUAUCUAUGCUUAAA
Molecule: messenger RNA, 13140 nt
Organism: Lottia gigantea (owl limpet)
Lineage: Eukaryota; Metazoa; Mollusca; Gastropoda; Lottiidae
Exons: 76
Coding region: 1-12591 (4196 amino acids)
Biological process (GO): microtubule-based movement
Cellular component (GO): dynein complex
Molecular function (GO): dynein intermediate chain binding; minus-end-directed microtubule motor activity; ATP binding
Source: RefSeq, a predicted model, not a curated record